Messenger RNA from Diorhabda sublineata, 2680 nucleotides. RefSeq names its product GDP-fucose protein O-fucosyltransferase 1. The coding region runs from base 110 to 1303 and encodes 397 amino acids. The record is from RefSeq and is a predicted model, not a curated record. The transcript has 4 exons. Lineage: Eukaryota; Metazoa; Arthropoda; Insecta; Coleoptera; Chrysomelidae. Gene Ontology annotation, molecular function: peptide-O-fucosyltransferase activity. Gene Ontology annotation, biological process: Notch signaling pathway; protein O-linked glycosylation via fucose.
UUGGUCGAGGCUUUUGAGUGUAAACAAAAUGUGACAGAUAGAGACUUGUCAGACGCCAGCUGAUUAGCAAUAUUGAUUUAAUCAACAGAGAUUUGAAAAUGAUUUAAUCAUGACACUCAUUAGCAAAAAAGUAAUUUUAGGACUUGUUGUAUUUUUAGUAUUAUAUGAUAACUUCGAAACAACUGAAUUUGAUCCGUUGGGUUAUAUAUUGUAUUGUCCAUGCAUGGGCCGAUUUGGAAACCAAGCAGAUCAUUUUCUAGGUUCUCUCAAUUUUGCCCAUCAUUUAAAUAGAACUUUAGUUCUUCCUCCUUGGGUAGAGUAUAGGUAUGGGGAAUCAAAGUCAGUCCAAGUGCCGUUUGAUACAUAUUUUCGCGUGGAACCCUUGAAGAAGUUUCAUAAAGUUAUAACUAUGGAAGAUUUUAUGGAAAAUGUAGCUCCUUUCGAAUGGCCAAAAAAUCAAAGAAUAUCUUUUUGUUAUAUGGCUAGAGGUACAGGAGACACUUGUAGUGCUAAAGAAGGAAAUCCAUUUGGACCUUUUUGGGAUACAUAUAAUGUAGACUUUGUAGGUUCAGAAUUUUAUGGUCCUCUUCAUUACGAUACUCAUCAUCACAAUAUGACUAAUCUCUGGAGAGAAAAAUAUUCCCCUAGUAAAUGGCCUGUUUUGGCUUUCACAGGAGCACCAGCAAGUUUUCCAGUACAACAAGAAAAUAUUCAUCUUCAGAAGUACUUGGAAUGGUCAGAUUCCAUUGAAAGAGAAGCAAAUUCUUUCAUCAAGAAUAAACUUCCUAAAGGGGCUUUUGUAGGUAUCCAUCUACGCAAUGGUAUAGAUUGGGUAAGAGCAUGUCAGCACAUACCACAAAGUCCUAGUCUUUUUGCAGCACCCCAAUGUCUUGGCUACCAAAGUGAAAAGGGACCGGCAACUGCAGACAUGUGUCUACCUAGUCAAGAAACUAUAAUCAGACAGCUGAAGCGUGUUAUAAAAAAUAUUAACAACUCAGUGAAUAACAACAAUGAUCAUACAAUAAAAUCAGUGUUUGUUGCAUCAGAUAGCAAUCAUAUGCUUGAGGAACUCAAAAUUGCUCUUCAAAGAAUGAAAGUUAAGAUUUUCAAAUAUCCAGAGUCAAAUCCUCAUAUAGAUUUGUCAAUUUUAGGUAAAUCAAAUCAUUUCAUUGGUAAUUGUAUAUCUACUUAUAGUGCAUUUGUUAAAAGGGAGAGGGACAUUAAAGGUUUUCCUUCAUCCUUUUGGGCAUUUCCUACUCACAAAAACAGUAAAAAUAAUAAAAUAAAACAUGAAGAGCUAUGAUAAAACCUUUAAUAUUAUGAAAUUUUUUUUGUAUUACACGUGACUUAUUCUAAGCACUUUGAAAACACAUCUUUGAAUUUUUUAUAUUCACACUUAACACUAUAUAACAUUAACACAAUGACACUGUCUGUUUCUUUGAGACAAAUAUGAACAAGUAGGACCAAUGGAAAAAUUGAAGCACCAGGUAGUGUAAUUGUGAAUGUUGCUGUAGUGGUAUUAGUACCUAAUAUGUACAGUAUUUUUUCUAUGCUAUGUCAACAAAUAAUGUUAUCAAGCAGCUACUCAUACUGUUUGUAAUAGCUUGUUUAUAAAAGUAUUAUAUUUAUUCAUGAUUAUGUUUCCAUAUUGGAAAUUUAGAAAUUUUCCAGUGAAGAAAUUGCUAUGAAGUUACAUCUAAAUAGAAAACAUGCAAAAAAAUCUGGUUUCAAAUUAAAAGGAAAUGUUAACUGAAUGAGCCUUCACUCUUUUCAUGAAAGUGUAAUUCGAAGCUGGAAGGGAAAAGUAUUUUUUUAAUAUGGUUGAUAAUAUUAUUAUAUAUUCUUCCUUUUUAGUUCAUAUAUAAAACUGUGGAAUGUUUUUCCUUCAAACUAUAUGCAAAAAUGUUUACUUUUGUGUUUUGAAGUAUACUUUGAGCACUUAUAUUUGUUGUUUCUUCUCGCUCUAUUACUUGCUUAUGGUUCCCCACAGUACAAUGCGUAAGUCUGUAUAAUGAGAUUUUUUCAUCGGUCUAGUUACAAUCUGCUUGCUUUUUCUAAAAUUCCCAAUAAUUCCCAUUUUUUCCUUCUAUAAAUUGUUGUACCACCUGGUUUUUCUUUCCUAAAAUUGCUUUUUUGAGAUCCUUAGAAAUUAUGAUGCUUGCGCUUCCACUCGUAGUGUUUUCAUUCAAUUAUCCAUUUCAUGUGUGUUUGAUGACUGCUCUACUAUCGCAGCUCAUAUUUUCUAUACUCAUUUCUUUUAAAACGGAAAGCGUAUAACAUGUAUUUUCACUUGGAAAAAUUUGCCUGGACUUAUCUAUGUAGCAUAAAUUAUAUAGUUUAUUUAAAAAAACUCAAUUCACUAGUGAUUGAUUAUUUGCUUCAACAAAAAGCCAUUGUUACUCGGUGUGACUCGCAAUAUUAAAUAAACCAUCUGCUUUUGGAUAAAAUGGUGAUAAAAAUAUGUAAUGUUACCAAUAUUUCACAAAAAUAUAUUAAUUAAGAACAAUGUUAUGUUACAUUACACCUUGUAAAAAUUUAUUUAUUAAUACUUUUUAGAACAAACAAAGUAACAUAGAUAUUUAGUAAAAGAACUGAUUUAUAUGUAACUUUAAAUGGACAAUUUACCAAUAAUAAAAUUGAAUAGUAAAAACCAGUAAAAAAAUUCCCGAAUAUUACAAAA